UUUGUCAUCCGUAACCAAAUUUUGACAAGAGAAUCCACAUUGUCCCUUAUUUCUUUAGGUGGAAAUUUAAGUUAGAUUUUUAUGAAUGUUUGGAGUCAACCUCUGUGGAAACUUACAAGUUCAAAAUAGGGAAUUAAUGGAAUGAAAAUUGUAUUCAGGUAUGAUAGCGGUUUAGAAUAAGAGAGUGAAGAUCAUGAGUUUACUAGGUUCCAAUAAAUCUCCACUGUCUACAGGCGUUUGUUUUCCUCGCUGCGGAUACGCCCAGCUGGCCGCGGAAAAAGAGGAAGACCGAGUGAAGGUGAGGAAUUGCAGUCUAGUGCAACAGACGAAAAAGGUACAAAGCGAGGUCUCGUUCUUGACGAGACGACCGUAAUUUGCUCUCGUUGUUACGUGAUUCGUUGCACUGUCUACAUCUCAGGAUUACACACCGAAAAACAAUCUUCCAGACCCUGUUUCAUAAUUACAACCUGUCUAACGAAACUCCAAUUCAUCAUUCACGGCGAAACGAUCCAAAUAAUUUCCAUCGCUCUAUUACUACAUACGUUAUCCUAAUGUAUUGCGUAUUGUGCAUAUUACUGAAAACCGCGUCAAACAGGAUUAUCGAUUUAUAAAUGGGCAAUGACCAUUUAUGCAAAUUCAUAUGCUUCGUGCGAUUCACAGAUUAAAUACGCGUAUUUAUCAAGGAAAACCUGAUCGAUAAUAAUUCCGAUCAAACGAUUCCAGGAAAUUCUCGUGUAACGGCCGCAUAAAUCGCUUUAAUAUCGUUCGAUUCGCUAUAGACGGAAUCUGGACCGGGAUCUCGCAAGAUACAGAGAGGAAGAAACGAUAGGUGGAAGGGACACGCGCGAGAGUUAAGGCCGCAGUUCGUCCACGACCUAAAACUACUUCCAAGCAUCGUGAUGAGAGGUCAACAAGGUCACGGUGCCAGGCGCUUCUAUAAGAUACAUCCUUCUAUAUCUUAUCCCCCUCUCUUAUUCCUGUAGACAUCAGCGAAACUUAAUGUCAGGUCGUUCCACCUUCUUCUAUCUUGAUCUCGAUGCUUGAGUGGGUCUGUGUGUCAGAGCGAAUCGCAUGCUCGCGGUGUGAGAGAAUCUUCGCGGGGAACGAGUGGCGGGCGAGGAAGGAGAUACAUAGAUAGAAGUAAAGCGAGUGCGACUAGACGAAGCGACAAAGAGAACAACAGAGAAGGUUGGUUGUUUAGAGGCCGUUCCAGGGGAGCCCUCAAGAUGCGCGGGGCAUUGUCAUGUGUACCAAUGGUACAGUCUUCGGGCUGUUGGCACAGCUCCUUACGUGGGAGACAACUCAGCACGGUUCGCGAGGGACUGCGGAUCGCUGGAUGGUAUAUAUUUGUCCGGGCGCAUGCUGCUUACCGCCAGUACCCUGUCUAGAUCCUGAAGACCGCGGAAGUGCGCUCAGUGAUCUCGUGAAUAUUCACGUUCUUGUGACACAACGCUCGUCCGUGUCCCUCGUCGAGGAUUAAAGACUCGCGGAAGAUUAUUACCAGGAGAACGACGAAGAUGAUCGAUUUGUCCAAGUGUGUGUUCGUCUUGUUGGCGUGCUGUGUGGUCUGCUACGCGUCUUCGAUAGGUAAAGAGGAGGACAGUCUCGUGGACAGGAGCUUCAGAGCGAUGUACAGGGUAUACGAGGACUGCCAGCAUCGAAACAUAGCAAUCUCGCCUUGCCUGAAGAAAAAGGCGAUCGCGUUCUUCGAAAGAUUAGGCAGAAUGCAUACUCUUCCUCUGUCGGAGAACUUUGAAUUAAUCAGGAUCACGGACGAAACACCAAAGAGUUCUGCGUCCGAAUUAGAAGCCACCCUUGGCAGAACUAUGUCCAGCAAAGAUGAGAUUCUGAACGAGAUUCUGUUCGACCGAGUGGCUUCGCUGCUGAACAGCUUCAACGUUCAAAUCCGAUUGCCCAGAACCAGUCCUGGUGAAUUGAAACAAGGCAUGGAAGAGGGACGUGGUAAAAUGAAGAAGAUGAUGGGCAUGAUGAUGAUGGGAAUGGCCAUGAAACUCGCGGCGUUGAUUCCCAUUGCCCUUGGAGUGCUCUUUUUGUUAGCUGGAAAGGCUUUGAUCAUCAGCAAGAUAGCUCUUGUCUUGUCUCUCAUCAUCGGACUGAAGAAACUCUUCAGCCAGAAGCAGAGCCACGAUCACGGUGGUUGGCAGCAGGGCGGCGGAGGUUGGGACAGGAGUCUCAAGAAUGUUUUCGGCUCCACGGAGUCGUCGACGACGACGGAACUAACCCGCAACUACGCGCAGAAUCUGGCCUACUCGGCGCGACAUCAGCACUGAUCGCAGCAAACGAGGGGAAUAGCAGGCCUUCCGGUUUCGUUCGGCGUGCAUGGCACCUCGAUGGUAGCCGUUCUACGUUCUAGACUGACCGACGUAUUUACCGUGCAUAGAUGAGAAGAUAAGUAAGCGAAAAAAUGCGGAUCUGAUUGAUAAUUUCUAAUUGAUAGAUUCAAUAGAAUCGUAAAAAUAGGCACGUAUAACAAAGUUUCAUAUCUAUACGUAAGAUAUACAUCUUCUCGUCUCUGCACAGAAAUUUCGACUAACAAUUCUACAGCGACGAUGCGAUUUUUUUUAUUACAUAGAGAGAUGUUCGUUGAGCGUUAGACGUUUAUAAAUUCUUCGUGGAAGGGAAUAUUAUAGCCGCGAGAACUUCCACGAGAAACACCAAGUCUCUCUUCAAGAAAUCGUUGGAGUUUCGAUGUAUAUUGUUCAAUUAUUUAUGAAGAAACAUGCGAAUCAUCUAACUCUCAAAGUUGGUUAAUUAUUUUCUUCUAAAUUUUAGCCUGUAGAAAUUAAUUUGAAAAGUAUCUGGGCGUCACACAUAGCAGUGAUCGUAGCCGAAAUUUUACCACAUUGCGGAAACAAGCGAUAGUCGUUAGUUAAAUGCAUAUCAUGAACGUCAGCGACAUUUUUAGAUGCCGUCACGCGACGGUCGAUACACCGUAUAUCCUAGCUGUCACUCAUUUUCGUUUCCCGUCAACCGGGAAAGCAUUCGGCACGAUAAUAGCUACGGAGUGGUUUCCACGCACGCGAGCUUCUAACGGAACCGAGUCGAGACAUUUUUGCGUUCGAAACGACCUGUAAACAACGAAAAUAACUUCUAUAUCCGAUUCGUAAUCGUUUCUUCGCAAAUAUUCUGAGCUUCACCUCCCGAGCAAUUUAAU
Molecule: messenger RNA, 3175 nt
Organism: Bombus pascuorum
Lineage: Eukaryota; Metazoa; Arthropoda; Insecta; Hymenoptera; Apidae
Gene: Osi12
Exons: 1
Coding region: 1518-2291 (257 amino acids)
Source: RefSeq, a predicted model, not a curated record